UUAAACAAUUGUUUCGAGUUGUAUGCGAGGAUUUAAAAACAUCGGCCCAUAUUCAGAACGCGCUAACAAAGAUAUUAGCGCGCUAACAAGCCGAGAUGUUAGCGCUUUUAUUAGCGCGCGUAUUCUCAACGCGAUGAUAGCAGCGUUUUGUUAGGGCACAUCGAUAAUCACGCGUGUUUAGCAAAAUCCCUAUUCAGAACCACGAAUAAGUCGUAACAGCGCGCUAACAUAUCAAUAUCUUAGCAGCACGUGAUGAAAGUGGUCAGGGCCAUGUAUAAGCGCACUAACAACUCCUGUCACAUUUAAAGAAAGCAAUGGAGUACAUUCGCGUGAUGAAUGAUAUACGGGAAGUGCAGGAUGUUGCACAGUUACGAGAAAGGACGCCGCAAGUUUUUCGUGACAGAAUUGAUCCGUUUGGAACAUUAAAUGAUAUUGAAUUUCGAAAUCGGCACAGAUUGUCAAAAGAAUCAGUGCGGUUGUGCGUAGGCUUAGUAGAAGAGAGGUUAUCUUCUCAGGCUGGGCAUAUAAAGAAUGUGUCACCAGCGUUACAAGUGCUGAUCGCCUUAAGAUUUUAUGCCAAAGGAUGCUACCAGACGGAGUUAGGUGAUCUACAUGGUGUGUCGCAGCCAACAGUAUCUAGAAUUGUGGCAAAAGUGGCUGAGGCCAUCGCCAGUCAUUUGCCACAUUUUGUGGUCUGUGAUGCACAGCGUCGAAUUCUCGAUAUUGUUGCCAGAUGGAGAGGUAGUGCUCAUGACUCCCGGAUAUGGAAUUCAAGUCGUCUGAAGGAGAAGUUUGAGGAACGCAGAAUGACAGGAAUUUUAUUAGGAGAUGCUGGUUAUCCUUGCAGACCAUACCUCCUAACUCCAUUCCUGAAUCCUCGAACUCCUACUGAAGAUAGAUACAAUCGGGCCCAUAUCCGCACACGUCUUACUAUUGAAAAAAUUUUUGGCGAGUGGAAAGGAAUGUUCAGAGGAUUACGUAAUGACAUGCAGAUCAGUUUAAGAACAGCAAAGCUUGCAAUAAUCGCUAUGGCAGUUCUCUCCAACAUACGGAAACAAUAUGAUAACUUCGAAUAUGAGCCAAAUGAUGAAGAGGACGACGGUUAUAACGAAGAAGAAGAAGGACCUGCUGUUUCAUAUGCAGCCGCACGACUUGGCGCAGCAUUUCGUUUGGAUUUUGCACAACGUCAUUUUGGCUGAUCGUUUUUUGCAACAUUGAGCUCAUAUUCUUCACUGCAACUGUUUGUUGAAAGUACUUCUUUCUACUUGGAUAUCACGACUCAUUUCAAUACUGAUUUUGAAUACAAUAUCAUUUAAUAUUUCUAAUGGAACAGAUUUGUCAUUAAACAUCCUGCGUUCCCCAAUAAAUAUAAAUAAAUUAU
This is a messenger RNA of Harpegnathos saltator (Jerdon's jumping ant), 1381 nucleotides long. RefSeq names its product putative nuclease HARBI1. The record is from RefSeq and is a predicted model, not a curated record. The transcript is spliced from 5 exons. Lineage: Eukaryota; Metazoa; Arthropoda; Insecta; Hymenoptera; Formicidae. Bases 315 to 1199 code for a protein of 294 amino acids.